Messenger RNA from Suncus etruscus (white-toothed pygmy shrew), 2630 nucleotides. RefSeq names its product coiled-coil domain containing 13 (gene CCDC13). NCBI's taxonomy places the organism in Eukaryota, Metazoa, Chordata, Mammalia, Eulipotyphla, Soricidae. The transcript is spliced from 15 exons. Gene Ontology annotation, cellular component: centriolar satellite. The record is from RefSeq and is a predicted model, not a curated record. Gene Ontology annotation, biological process: non-motile cilium assembly; cytoplasmic microtubule organization. The coding region runs from base 1 to 2145 and encodes 714 amino acids.
AUGGCGGCAGACCAGACAGCACAGGAUACUCUGCGACUCCAGUUCAAGGCCAUGCAGGAGAUGCAGCAAAGAAGGUUACAGAAGCAGAUGGAGAAACGAAAAGAAAAGGAGCUGAACCUCGUAGUAGUGGAAGACCAGAAUAAGCCCCCAGAGAUGUCUGAUGGCUUCAGCGUUCUCCGCGCCAGGGAGCAACAUUCUCUCAGCAGCUUUCAACAGAGGGUGUUUGAAGACGAGAUUCAACAGCUUCGAGAUCAGCUCAGAGAAACAGUGGAUGAGAACGGACGACUAUAUAAACUGCUGAAGGAAAGGGACUUUGAGAUCAAACACCUCAAAAAGAAAAUAGAAGAGGACAGAUUUGCCUUCACAGGGACGGCCGGUGUUGCUGGGGACGUAAUAGCUACCAAAAUCGUGGAGCUGUCCAAAAAGAACAGGAUGCUGAUGGCAGAAUCCGAGAGUGCCAAGAGCAAAGUGAAGCAGCUGAACAAUCGCAUCCAGGAGCUGGAGCGGGAACUGCAGAUGGUUCCAGCCAGGUUGCCAGCCAAGGGUACCUCCACGACAGGGGGCAAAUUGCCGAAGGGAUCCACAGGAGAGAGGAUCUUGCCAGAGGCUCCUGUGAUCAAGGUCCUGCAGGACAGGCUAGCUGCAGCAAACCUGAAGAUGAGUGAGCUCCGUAACCAGCUGCAGUCAGUGAAGCAGGAACUCCGCAUGGCACAGAAGGUUUUGGUCAACGAGGUUGGGGAGGAUGUGAAUGUCCAGCAGCUUCUGUCCUCGCCAGGCACCUGGAGGGGCCGGGCACAGCAGAUCCUGGUUCUGCAGAGCAAGGUCCGUGAGCUUGAGAAGCAGCUGGGACAGACCCGGAGCCGGUCUACAGGGACAGACAGUGACCUGCUGUUGCUUUAUUCGGACCACCGGAAGUUGUCGGUACAGGAGAAGAACCUGUUGCGAAUCCGCACACUGGAGAAGGAGAAGCAGGAAGGUUGGGAGAAACUUGUAGGUGAGCGAGACGCCCUCCAGAAGGAGCUGGAAGAGACGAGGAGGAAGCUGGAGGGCGUGAAGUCCCGAAACAAGGUGCUGGCUGGGGAGGUGAAGACGCUCAAGAGUCAGAUGGGGACAUUAGUGGAGAAGGGCAAGCACGACGAUGAACUCAUCGACGCCCUCAUGGACCAGCUGAAACAGCUGCAGGAGAUCCUGGGUAGCCUGAGCCUGCAGGAGGAAAAGUCACGUUUGUCCCAGCAGCGCCUCGACCAGCAGCUCAACAGUGAGGCUCAGCGGAGCAGCAGCCUGGUAGCCCAGCUGCAGGCCAUGGUGGCCGAGCGGGAGGCCAAGGUGCGCCAGCUAGAGAUGGAGAUCGGGCAGCUCAGCAUGCAGUAUCUUCCAAAUAGAGGAACAGGUGAGGGGCCUGGUGAGCCUGUAGCCAAUCUCGCCUACUCCAAGGGCCUGGAAGAACCCAGUCUGAACAAGCCCCCAGUCUCAGCAGGUGACCACGCCAGCCGACUUGGAUCUUCUCGCUCCGUGACCAGCCUGGGCCACAUGCUGGUGGAAUCUUCUCUCACAUGGCCUUCCCUGCCCAGUCCUCACAGGGCCUCGUCCAGGUUCUCCGACUCCCCUGAACAAAAAGGCUGGCAGGCACAGGUGACAGAGUUCAAGGCCCUCUGGCAGGCCACCGAGGUGGAGCGCGACCGGCUCACUGAGUUUGUCACUGUCCUGCAGAAACGGGUGGAGGAGAGCAACAACAAACUGCUGGAGUCAGAGCGAAAGCUGCAGGAGGAGCGGCAGCGUGCAGUGGUGCUGGAACAGCACCUAGAGAAGUUGCGCCUGGAGCCUGGGAGGACAUCAGGGCCACAGAGAACCGCUCCCAGGAAUAAGACAGGUCAGCCAGCCACUAGCAGCAAGCACAACCCGAAUGGGAGCGAGAGGAAGGAGCCCUCCCUGGCCCAGCUGUCUGCUGUGCCAAUGGAGUCUCAGCUGGAGGAGCUGGCCACCAGGCUGGCUAUCCAAGUAGAGGAGAAUGAAAUGCUGAGGACAACCUUGGGCAACACCCUGCAGGGGAAGGAGGAGGACAUCCGGAUGUACCAUGAGACCCUGGGCCAAGUGAAAGGGGUCUUCUUGCAAGCCCUGCGGCAGCAGAAGGUGGACAAGCGCUAGGCUGGCAAGUCUGGAAUAGGCCUGAGAGUCUGCAGCUCCAAGGACAUCGUGUGCACCAGAAGCCAACCAGCCCAGGGUCUCCAGCUCAGUGUCGUUUCUGAGAAAAGGCUCCUCAAGUGAGCUGACAUCUCAGGCUAAGGCCAAUCCAGGAUGGAGCCCUGGAGGAAACUCCCAAUGGAGACUUGGCCUGUCAGGCAGGGCAUCCACCAGCAUGGACUGAAAGGGCCCUCAACAGCUCACUGCCCUACCCUCGGGCCUGGCGGGGGUUGCGUGCCACACAUGGCUCUACUCUCACAAGGGAGCCAUCGGUGCUAGGGCUAGGAGUACUCUUGGGUUUCCAGCCCCCACUACCAUUCUCUCUGUGCUCAGACCCACCCUCAGGGCCAGACUUAGGGCCUCUUUGCUCCCAGCCCCCUGUCAGCCCCUUUCCUCAGAGACUGACCCUUCCACCUGUAAUAAUAAUGAUCAUUCUCAUGAUUACCAAA